GGAAACUCCAUGUGACGGGAAGGACAGCUCUAUUAAUAACCUCUGAGUGCCAGGACCCAGUGUGACAGACACAAGGACAGAUGGACAGCAGAGGGGAAAUGUCCUUUAGGAAAACAGAAUGAGGAUUUUAAAAUUCUCUGCAGCAGAUUAAAGCAUAUGUGAAGCAUCCCAAUGGAUGAUUUUGAUCACAGCAUUCACAUUGCCGAGAACGACUGGAGCAGCUUCUACGAUGAGAGUGAGGAAUGUGAUCUGCUGCAGCCUUCCCUUGCCUGCCUCGAUGACUCCGAACUCAGCGAUUCAGCCGAUCCUGACCAACAAGAGACUAAGAGGAGCCCUGAUGCAAACAGCUGUAUCAAACUAUCAGAGCAGCUAAAUCAAAGUGGUACCCAAGGAUCAGAGGUUGAUGCUGCCACAGGCCCUAAACUAGGGGGAAUAUGCGGCGGCUGUCCUGGAAAAAACGUCAAGGAGGUGGUGCACGAAAAGACUGAGCGAGAAACAGUCGAGGAGGCGAUUGACAAUGAUGUAAACUCGUUGCAAAAAGAAUCAAAAACUGAUCACAGCUCAGAGGAGACAGAAAUACUGACAGAAGAUGUAGGUGUGCAAACGGCGAGCGACCUCAGAUCCACCGAGAAGCCUGACCGAGCAGGGCUGAGUGCAGAGAAGGAGCGCUGGUUCGUGACCGUGAAUGAGAGUCCGGCGCGGCGGCGAGGGCGUCCUACCUCUGUGAAAAAAAAACGCAAACAAAAAAAAGCCCGUAAGGGAGGACUCACUGGCGUCGUCGGGAGGCUGGAGAGCUCGGACGGCGGGAAACCUAAUGGUACGCAAGAAUCUGAGCAAAGAAGAGAAACACAAUCAAAUCAAAGUAUAGGUUUAGAAAAAUACCCAAGUGAUGGAAUGAAGGCUAACUCGGUUAAAUCUCUCAAUCAAGUGCUUGAAGAUGAUGCUGCUGAAGCAGUGCAGGAAGCUCAGCAUCCUCUUCAAGACCGCCUCACUGAAAACAUCCAAUUCCAGUGCUCGUCAUCCCUGGCCUGUGACGAUAUGACCGAGAACACUGGAACGGACCGAGCCCACGGCGCACAGAUGUCUCCUCAGUCUGAGACGGCCGCAAGCUGUGAACGUUACAAAGUCGCCACUGCUGAGCCGUCCGUCACGUCUCCAUCGUGCCAAAAAGCUGCAGUCAUGCCAGACGACAGCUCCACACGCCCAGAAACACCUGAGCCCCUAACGGUUACAAACAGGGGCUCAGCAUCUGCUCGCUCGCCGGAAGAUGAGCAUAGUCACAUCCCUGCUUGCUCCGUGGCCGACAGCCUCAAAACAUAUGCCAAAACUGUGGGAAAAACCAAACCUGUUUAUGCCAUUUCUCCUUUCUGGGAUGAAAUGGAAAAACUGACAAUAGAUGACAUUUUGCAUGUCAGGAAGAAAAGCUGCUUGCCUUCCAAGUCAGUACAAGAAAAACCAAUGCCAAAUACAGCAAAUCGCUUCUUUGACUGUAAUCAGUCUGACAGCAGCCUGAUGAAUGUGUCUGACACUGCAGACUCAGACUACUUCACACAGCCUGAUGAAUUUAAAUCAGACUGCUGCGGACAGCUUCUGACCUCAGAUUUUGAGGAAGAAUGCUCACAUGUUGUUGAUGCCAGCAGGAACCCAAGUACCAGUCCUCAUCGCAAAAACAAGCAAAGUCCUUCCUCUUACUUAUUAUGUGAGGAUGACUCAGAAGGGAAGGAGACACCGGUCCCUUUAGAAUACAUUGUAGAACAUCAUUUAGACAAUCAGGAGACUCAGACUUUGACCUUGUGGCCAAGACAAAAGUACAAUGUGCAGACUUUCAAAACAGAGGAUUUGUCUUUGCUGCCUUUACUCAAUCAUUACAUGAGUGGACUGUCACUCAGCAGGCAUCUGUGUCUGGAGGAAGACACAGGUUUGAAACCAAACUGCAGCCUUGUAGCCGUCAACCCCACAUCUUUUUUAUCCCACACAGACUUACUGGAUGCACAGGAUCAGGUAUCUUUCCCUGAGAUCGUUGAAUACUUUUCCACAGAGUCUGAAGCCAACACCGAGUCAGGGAGCUUCAUUGUUUACAAUCCAGAAAUGUUUGCGGCUCCGGACUUUAACUCCACACUCUGUGAAUUUAAAGACACACCAUCCUUUUCUCCCCAAACCAGCCUGGAGCAACCCAUCCCUAUUUUCUCUUGCUCUUAUCCUACUAUCAGAGAUCUCACAUUCCCUAAACAGCACCGUGUGUUUCUGACAGCCAACUGUGAGAGAGAGGGCGAAAUGUCUCCGUUUAGACUUGUGUCUCGAUCCUUUAUCUGGGCUGAUCUGCCUGCAUCCUCAGCAGCAGCAGCUGUGAGUGGAUCUCACUGUUGGAAAAGUUUGGCAUCAGUAAGGAAAAUCUACUUCCCUGUCAAAGGCAGCUUCUGCUGCAGAGGGUCCGGCGCCUGGAUGUUUCCAGCUGAAAGCGAAGAGAUUCACGUCAGAAGAUGGAAUCCUACAGUGAGAGCGCUGAGCGAGGGAAAGCUCAGCCCAGAUUCUUCUCAGGUCUUCAGAGAGCUGGAAGAGCAACAGGAAACUAUCUGGAGUAAGAGACAUGGCAUGUUCUCCACAGUGAAGCAGUCAGACAUGUGCUUAGUCUGCAUCGCUUUUGCCUCCUGGGUGCUCAGAUCCUCUGAUCCAGAGGCUGCAGAUGCCUGGAAAGCAACCCUACUAGCCAAUGUGAGCGCCCUAUCAGCCAUCCAGUACCUGCGUAAGUACAUGAAGAGGGGGAGUCCUAGACAAGAUGAGAUCUGACACGAGCAGAGAAGAAAAUUCCAAUUAUUUUCACCUGGGUCCAUACAAAGACAUAUGAUUUAUGUUUGGCUAAAUAUCUACCAUUAGUUUGACAAUCGUUUUUGAGGCUGGACUAGUUAUGCUGAAGUAUGUGUGGGAACCAUCCAGUUGCAUCCCAUAGGAUUAACAUUUGUUAAAUACUUGUUGAACCGUGAAAUUUGUAUUAGUUUAAGAUUACAGUAAAUAAGAUUAAAUAUAAACAGGUGCUCAAGAUUUAAGUUCCCAAUUCGAAUAAAGUUAAAAAAGGUAGAAAUAGUAUAGUAUAAUCGUUACAACUUCUACCAUCAGGUUUGUCUUUUGUAGCUUGGAUUUACUAUUUUUAAAAACUUUUCUCAUUAAACAUAUUGGUAAAUGGACCAUAAUGUAAAAACACAAUUGCUGUUUUUUUAUAUUGUAUACUAUGUUGAGGUUGAAAUAUGGCUUUAUAAAGCUGCAAUCAUAUCAAGUCUGUUUUAUGUAAGGCUGUAUAACAAAGGUCUCUGAAAUGCGAUAAGUGCAACAAGGAAAGAUGUGAUGAUAAAAGUUAUAAUAACAAUAUGGUAUUCUUAUUACUGUCUUGUAUUUAACUGAGAGUCAUAGUCCUUGUGCUGGAAGUGUUUGUAUAAAAUAGUGUACAUUCAAAGUUUUUGUUUGAAUUUAUUGUAAGGAAAAUAUUAGCUCAGGAUCAUCUUUAUGCAAAAAUAACCUUGGACUGAACAAAAUUAGCCCCACUGAGCAGCAAACUGAGGGGCGUGGCAAGACGUCUGUCAAUCAUUCUGUACCAAGAAAAUCAUCAAGUGAAGGCAGUUGUGAAAAGUUAGCCCUUUGGAAAGACUGGCACUUUCUCCAGACUGUUUGGCACCAGUUUUGUUGUAAAUUUCACACACCGUGAUACAAUAUUUUUAAUUUGUGUUUAUUAGGUAUGYUAAUAUUUUAUUGUAAAUAACAGGGAAGGCUUAAUGGCUUAACCCUUCUAACCCACUUAUACCAGCCAUUCCUGGUUGUACCGUCUCCUCUUCUGUUGCCUUUGCACAGAAAAUCUCUUUAAAUUUCCAAAUGAUUGUGUCCUCUCUGAUUUACUGCAAUAAACCUGUAAACAUGA
Austrofundulus limnaeus is the source of this 3907-nucleotide messenger RNA. It is a transcript of the gene perm1b, whose product is annotated as PPARGC1 and ESRR induced regulator, muscle 1b. The record is from RefSeq and is a predicted model, not a curated record. Bases 172 to 2787 code for a protein of 871 amino acids. Gene Ontology annotation, cellular component: cytoplasm; nucleus. The transcript is spliced from 4 exons. Gene Ontology annotation, biological process: regulation of DNA-templated transcription; response to muscle activity. NCBI's taxonomy places the organism in Eukaryota, Metazoa, Chordata, Actinopteri, Cyprinodontiformes, Rivulidae.